ACAAAUCAAUGGAAGUCAGUGGCGGUGGUUGGUGGUGGCUCAGCCUCAUCAUUAUCCCUCUCUUCCUUCUCAAAUUCAUUUCCAGAAGAAGCCCAACCCUCCCUCCGGGACCCUUCAUCCUUCCCAUAAUCGGCACCAUCUUAUCCCUCCGCACAUCCAUCUCCGACCUCGAGAUCAUCCUCCGCAACCUUCACGCCAAGUACGGCCCCAUUGUCUCUCUCCGCAUCGGCUCCCGCCCCGCCGUCUUCAUCGCCGACCAUCACCUUGCUCACCAAGCCCUCAUCCACAACGGCGCCAUAUUCGCUGACCGCCCUUCCGCUCUCCCCACCACUAAAAUCUUCAACAGCAACCAGCUUAACAUCAGCUCCGCCAGGUACGGCCCAACCUGGCGCCUCUUCCGCCGCAACAUCACUUCCGAGAUCCUCCACCCUUCGCGGGUCAAGUCCUAUUCCCGCGCUCGCAAAUGGGUUCUCGAUAUUCUCCUCAAACGCCUGGAAUCCGAUGCUCAAAGCGCCGCCGAUGGUGUCCGCGUAAUGGAUCACUUCCAGUACGCCGUGUUUUGCCUCUUGGUCUUGAUGUGCUUCGGCGACAAGCUUGAGGAGUCGAAGAUCAAAGAAAUCGAGACCGUCCAACGUCGAAUGCUGCUGUCCUUCUCACGCUUCAACAUAUUCAAUUUCUGGCCCUGUCUGACCAAAAUUGUUUUCAGAAAGCGGUGGCGGGAGUUCUUGCAACUCCGCCAUGACCAACGCGAGGUUAUGGUGCCCCUCAUCAAUUCCCGGAAGAAGGUUGAGGAAGCCAAGGUUGCUAUCAAUGAUGACGACGAUUUCGUGCUUUGCUAUGUGGAUACUUUACUGGGUCUGGAGCUACCAGAGGAGAAGAGGAAGCUUGAAAUCGGGGAUAUGGUGAGCUUGAGCUCCGAGUUUCUGAACGCUGGCACUGAUACCACCUCCACGGCACUGCAGUGGAUCAUGGCCAAUAUAGUGAAACAUCCCCAGAUUCGGGGGAAGCUGUAUGAGGAGAUAAAAGGGGUAGUAGGAAAUGAUGAUGGAAGAAGAGUGGAGAUUGAAGAACAGGAUUUGCAGAAGAUGCCGUAUUUGAAAGCUUUGAUUUUAGAAGGGCUGAGGCGCCACCCGCCGUCGCACUUUGUGGUGCCGGACGCAGUGAGUGAGGAUGUUGUGGUGGGCGGACACGUGGUGCCGAAGAAGGGAAGCGUUAACUUCAUGGUGGCGGAGAUGGGAUGGGACCCCAAGGUGUGGGAGGAUCCCAUGGCGUUCAAGCCGGAGAGGUUUCUGGUUGGUGAUGAUAGUAAGGUUGAGUUUGAUAUAACUGGGAAUAGGGAGAUAAAGAUGAUGCCUUUUGGUGCUGGGAGGAGGAUAUGCCCUGGUUCUGGUCUGGCCUUGCUUCAUUUGGAGUAUUUUGUGGCCAAUUUGGUUUGGAAGUUUGAGUGGAAUAAGGUUGAUGAAGUUGAUUUGUCCGAGGCACAGGAGUUCACCGUCGUCAUGAAACAUCCUUUGCAUGCUCGCUUGACUCCGAGACACUAGACUAGACUAGACUUUGCUACGUACAUAUCUACUUGGUUUAAUUGUGUAUCUCUCAAGUUAAGUCGAAUGAUCAAAUCAUUUAUAUCUGUAGUUGUGGUGGAGACUGGAGUCCUUUCAUGGUUUCUUAUUCAUAGAGUGAGCAGUGAUGGUGAUUGUUAAUAAGGAUGUUUGGUUGGUUUUUGAUGUUUUUGAGGUGGGAUAUUGGGGUCUAAACAAAAUUAGCUGUUUCUCAAAACUAUGUGCCUAAACUCAUCUUAGACAUGUUGCUGGGGAAAUAGAUUGUUUCUUCUCAAGGGGUUCGAUUGCCAUGGAAUUCUUCAGCAUUUGAUAAUAGGCUGAGGAGGAGCUUAGAUUAGAGCAUUUAUCCUGAUUUGUUAUUGUAAUUAUGCACCAACUCUAUCGGUCAACAAAUGGAUAUUGCAUGCAUAAAGAGCCCAAUAAGAAAAUACCUUUUAUUGCAAUUUUAGUUGGGUCAUCCAAAAAUGUUGUUUUUAUUGGAAUUUUAUGUACAUGGUUGGAAGCAUGUGGGUAAUAUAAUAUUGGGUCUUAUUUAUUUAAAUUUAAUAAAGAUUAUAUGGUAUGGUUAAUUAA
Humulus lupulus (European hop) is the source of this 2132-nucleotide messenger RNA. RefSeq names its product cytochrome P450 89A2-like. NCBI's taxonomy places the organism in Eukaryota, Viridiplantae, Streptophyta, Magnoliopsida, Rosales, Cannabaceae. The coding region runs from base 9 to 1541 and encodes 510 amino acids. The transcript has a single exon. Gene Ontology annotation, molecular function: oxidoreductase activity, acting on paired donors, with incorporation or reduction of molecular oxygen, NAD(P)H as one donor, and incorporation of one atom of oxygen; heme binding; iron ion binding. Gene Ontology annotation, cellular component: membrane. The record is from RefSeq and is a predicted model, not a curated record.